AAGGUCAUGUCGGCGCCGUCGAGUCUUGCCGACCUAGCCGCGCUGCCACCCAAGCGACUCGGCCACGUCGUCACGUAUGUGCACCAAGUGCAACACACGAGCCUCAAAGCCAAGCCACACACGAUUCUGUGGGUCGGCGACCAAAGCGUUGCGUACUUCAAGCUCCAUGUAUGGGCCGCCGAAGCGCCACUGGUCGCGAAGCUCAUGGCCGGCGACAUUGCCGCCUUUCGCAACCUCCGCGUCAAGUGCUUUCGCGGUGUCGUCGAAGGGCACUUGACGCGGUCGUCCUCGGUCGUCGCGCUCAUGCGGCACAACCAGUUUUUGGAUCCGCAUCGCGCCGAGUCGCCGUCCUUUUGCACCCUCCUCCCACUCCUCGAGUGGACGCGGCAACUCGAGGCGUCGGGCCGCAGCUUUGGCCACGUCAACAUUCCCGAGAUUGCGAUCAAGGACUUGCGCGAGAACAUGCUUGCGCACGUCGUGUGCCAACUGCGCCCGUGCUUGCCGCCUGCGCCGCAAAGCUACGUCAUGCUCUAUAGCGGCCCGGAAGACGGCAUGUUGCUCCAUUUAUCGAACGACCUAAUGCCGUUUCGAUCGCUUCGGUUCGAUGUGCCGGCGCGGGUGACGCACCUCAUCGUCACGUUCGACGCGUCACGGCAGUGCCUCGUGGCCAACACGACCGGCGAGUCCCGUCUCGAGUACCUGGUCGACGUACCCGAGAGUGGCGCCUCCACGUCCAGUUCUCUCGAGUUUGAUAGCUUCCACGACGCGAGUGACGCCGAACUCAACGGCCACGUCAUUCUCCGACGCGUGGGCAUCCGCCACGUCAUAUUGCCGUUUGCGUGGGAACGCGAAAGCGCGUGCCAGCUCAUUGAAAAGUACUGCGUCCACUGCGAGACGACGUUGCCCGAGGCGCCGCUGGAGGUAUACCCGCGCCUCUAUGGCUCCUGUGUGCACGAGUGCGAAGGAAAACCGCGGGAUGUGUGGCGAUACAAGUCGUUCGUACUGGAGCUCGUGGACGUGCACGGUGUCUGCGCCCAAGUCCACGCGCAUGACGUGGCGAUUGAGCGGCUCUUGGGGCAUAUUCCAGCGUCGCUCGUGGCUGCGCCGACGUCGGAGAAUGGCCUCGAGUACAAGGUGAUUGUUGAAGCGCUCUUGCGGUCGCUGACCGACACGUCGCACCCGAUGGACGUACAUGUCUACUGCAGCGUUGUCGGCCAAACCACGGUGUUUGCCCUUAUCGGGAUUCCCUCCUAG
Molecule: messenger RNA, 1254 nt
Organism: Saprolegnia diclina VS20
Lineage: Eukaryota; Oomycota; Saprolegniomycetes; Saprolegniales; Saprolegniaceae
Exons: 1
Coding region: 7-1254 (415 amino acids)
Source: RefSeq, a predicted model, not a curated record